AUGUUGGCCAACUUGAAUGGGCCACUGGCCCGGGAGCUGUUGGAUCUAUAUGGUUUGGUCCUGGGCUAUCUGGCUGGCGGAGAGACCACCAUGAUCUAUUAUAAUCCCGCAGGACUCGACUGCAAUUGGAAUAUGUUGUGGCAGCGUAAUCUAACCCAUCAUCCACAGAUCGUCUGGCAGAAGAGUUAUCCCUGUCCAGAUCUAUAUAAUCGAUUCAAUAGCGACAUAUUCGUCUUGGCCUGCCUAUCGCCAGGAGCUUUGGGUGAAUUGCAGCUAAAGAACUUGGCCAGUAGCCUGCGACAUCUGAUGGCAGUGUCGGUGCUCAUGGAAGUGGUGGAUUUUGAUCGAGAGGCUGUGGCCAAUGAAUAUUUAUCGAUUUGCCUGCACAGCCAAUUGCUCAAUGUGGAGCUAUAUUUUCGGAAUCACAAUGAAUCCUUGAUCCUGUACAGCUACCAGGCCUUUCCCCACUUCCGACUGAUCCAAAAGCCAGUUGUAAGUGAUCUAGAUGGAAAUAUCUUUGUGGAUAAAAUGGAAAACCUGCAAGGACAUCGCCUGCGUGUAGUCCCAGAUCUGUCGCCGCCCAACACCUUCGACUAUCGGGAUGCGAGUGGAAAACUCCAGGUAGCUGGCUACCUGUGGGACUUUAUAGAGACGUUUGCCACUGCAAGAAAUGCAAGCCUGGAGAUGAUUCGUCCUGGCUGGCGGUCUGGAGCCGCUCCGGCCAGCUCUUUUAUGGUAGAUCUGACCAGGAACGGCACGGUGGACUUGGGCCUCACAACCGUACUGAUUUCAAAGCGAAAUUCGAUUAAGGUGCACGAGUACACCUAUCCUGUUUUAUUCUCCAGCUGGUGCACCAUGCUGCCCGUGGAGAAGCCCAUACCGAAAGAUGAUCUCUAUGUCAGAAUUAUAUGCCCGGGAGCAGUGGCUAUUCUGCUGGUGAUCCUUCUGCUGGGUUACCUAUUUUUUGUUUCCAUGAAAUACGUAAAGGAGUGCUCCUGGCUAAGCAUCCUGCCUGGUUUAAUGGCCUUGAUCCUGUUGACCUCAAGCACCGCCCAGCUGCUGUCGCUUUUGAUUUCACCGCCAGUCCACAAGAGGAUCGAAAGCUUUGACGAUCUGCUGAAGAGUGGUAUCCAGAUCAUGGGCAUCAGGGACGAGUUUUAUGACAUGGACGGUAUGUUCCGCGCAAAGUACGCCGCCGCCUUUCACCUGAUCAAUGAUCCUGCAGAGAUCUACGAGUUAAGGAAUCACUUCAACUCCAGCUGGGCCUACACUAUUGCCCUCAUUAAGUGGCAUGUGAUUAAUCAGCAGCAGCAACACUUCUCGCGUCCAUUGUUCCGGCUCUCCAAGGAUCUCUGCUUUAACGACUAUAUGCCCACCAGCUUCGUCAUGGCCCCGGAUUCUGUGUACUACGAGUCGCUCAAGGAUUUCACCUUGACGGCUUUGCAGGCGGGCCUCAUGAAGCACUGGAUUGCGAAGAGCUUCUACGACAUGGUCGCGGCUGGUAGGAUGAGCAUUCGGGAUUAUAGUGAGCUGGUGAUCCUGAAGCCACUGUCCAUGGCCGAUCUGAGCCACACCUGGCAUAUCUUUGGAGCAGCCCUUGCGGUGUCCAGUGGUGUCUUUCUGCUGGAGCUCACCGUCUUCUAUGUCAAUGUUUUUCUGGAUAGCAUUUAG
Molecule: messenger RNA, 1671 nt
Organism: Drosophila serrata
Lineage: Eukaryota; Metazoa; Arthropoda; Insecta; Diptera; Drosophilidae
Gene: Ir20a
Product: Ionotropic receptor 20a
Source: RefSeq, a predicted model, not a curated record